GUUAAUUAGACACCGGUUUGAAGAUUCAAACACAGUGAAGAUCUGCUGCGGUGCUGAGAGGAGCAACGUGGCUGGAAAAAAGGGACAACAGAGAAAGUAGAAAAACCAGAACAACUUGAAGGUCGCGGUGGAUUGUUAUCACAGUUUGACACAGUCAGUCUCAGAUCAUGGUUCAGCACACCAAUCCUGCGGGGGCGGGGAUUCACACCGGGUCCCGCGAGGCGACUGAUCUCGAGGAAAGCGAGCCGUUAGCAGCUUCAGCCUGCAGUCCAGCGCCGCUGAAGCCGGACUGGUGUAAAACAGCCUCUGGUCACAUAAAACGACCCAUGAAUGCGUUCAUGGUGUGGUCCAAAAUCGAGAGGAGGAAGAUUAUGGAGCAAUCUCCGGAUAUGCACAACGCGGAGAUCUCUAAGCGUCUCGGGAAGCGCUGGAAAAUGUUAAAAGACACCGAGAAGAUUCCUUUUAUCCGGGAGGCGGAGCGGCUUCGGCUAAAGCACAUGGCCGAUUACCCUGACUACAAGUACCGGCCCAAGAAGAAACCCAAGACGGACGGGUGUGCCUUUCCUGCAGGGAAGUCAUCCGCUCAGUCCCCGGAGAAGGCCAGCAUCAGACCGGUCAGUAAAAAUCCCGCCGCCGCCAAGAAAUUCUCCAAGUUGAAACCCAGCAAACCGGUGGUCGGGUCCGGCAGGGCAGGCGGCCACCUCCCGCAACACCAGCAUCCGGACCCCCGGUACCGGUACGUGUUGACCACCAGCUUUAAAAGCGUUAAACGGGAUUUCACUGACGACGAAGAGGAGGAGGACGACGAAGACGACUCCUCUGAGGAGGAGGAGGAGGAGGAGGAGGAAUUCAAAGUGGAGGAGGAUGAUGAACCGUCCCGGUACAGUCUCGCCAAAGUGCCGUCCACUCGGAAUCCGAGCUCCACCGAGCCGGACGGGACCAGCAUGUCCGGUCGGCUCUUCUACAGCUUCAAAAACAUCACCCGGCAGGGCGCCAGCACCUCCUCCUACCCGGCCUCCCUCUCACCAGCAUCCUCGUCCCGGUCCGGCUCCACCUCGUCCUGCUGCGGGGAGGAUUUGGACGACAUCCCCGCUGAGGGGGCGGACCUCGCCCUGAGCUUCGUGGGCGGCUUCAGCUCUUCGUCCGACCCGUGGAACUGCUCCUCCAGCGCAGCCACGGGGAACCUGAGCCUGUCUCUGGUGGAUAAAGACUUGGACUCGUGCGGCAGCGAGGGCAGCCUCGGCUCCCACUUCGACUUCCCGGAUUACUGCACCCCGGAGCUCAGCGAGAUGAUCGCCGGGGACUGGCUGGAGGCCAACUUCUCGGACCUGGUGUUCACUUACUGAACCACUCACUGGGGGGGGGGUUAUCAUUUUCACCCGCCUGCCCCGGAGCCGGUUCUGGAGGGUCACGGAGAUCCAGAGUCAGUCAGGGGGCGGGGAGGCGUGGCCGCUGCUGUCCGGGCUCAGCGCACGCGGGAGGGUGGGUUACUUUCAGCCUGGACUCGGAUUUACUGCAAAGAUUAAGAAAAUAAAAUGACGCCAACAGGGUUUUAUGGAUUUCCUUUUUGUGUUGUUGGGUCUGAACCAGCACCCGGACUAUGCAUUCCCACACAGACCCACACCGAACUGUUAGCAGGACUUGAGGAUUUUCUGUUUUUUUAAUGUCAUAUUUUUGGGUUUUGCUGCAGCUCGUGUAAAAACCCAAAGUGAGCACAGGUGUGACAAGAAGCAGUUUUUUAUAUUUCCAGAACCAAACAUACCUCAUCUUUUUAAAAAUAUUCAGAAUAAAACUAUUUUCAGGCUUAUUUUUGUACAGUCAAAGGGAAUGUCAGGCACUUCUUCUUCCACUGUUACCACGGAUAUUUUUUGUUACUGAGCAUGUGAGGGUCCAACCCCCGCCAGCCUGCCUUGCUUUAAUGCCUUGCAGUUGUUUUAAAGAGUGUACAGACAGAUGUUUACUGGGAGGACUGGUCAGACUGUGUGUGUUGUGUCAGAUAGGUCAAGCUUAGGACUUAAUGUAUUUGGAUGUGAAUGAGUCGGUGACAGCAGAGAGAACCUGGGUUUUCUGUUUAUUUUAGUAUCACUUCAUCAGCAGCACGUUUGUUUUUGCUCAUUAUUUUUGUGCAAUAUAAAAGAAAAAAGGGGAAAAAAGUGAAAGAUUCGUUCUGAGUUUGUUUGUAGCAGAUGAGAAACUGCUGAACUUGUCCUUUAUGAUAAAGUCUGGAUGUGAGUGAAUAAAUCA
Molecule: messenger RNA, 2244 nt
Organism: Melanotaenia boesemani (Boeseman's rainbowfish)
Lineage: Eukaryota; Metazoa; Chordata; Actinopteri; Atheriniformes; Melanotaeniidae
Gene: sox11b
Product: SRY-box transcription factor 11b
Exons: 1
Coding region: 168-1346 (392 amino acids)
Biological process (GO): neuron differentiation; positive regulation of transcription by RNA polymerase II; negative regulation of transcription by RNA polymerase II
Molecular function (GO): RNA polymerase II cis-regulatory region sequence-specific DNA binding; DNA-binding transcription activator activity, RNA polymerase II-specific
Source: RefSeq, a predicted model, not a curated record